Messenger RNA from Sphaeramia orbicularis (orbiculate cardinalfish), 2724 nucleotides. RefSeq names its product son of sevenless homolog 1-like. The transcript has 13 exons. Gene Ontology annotation, biological process: Ras protein signal transduction. Bases 1 to 2724 code for a protein of 907 amino acids. Gene Ontology annotation, cellular component: plasma membrane. Gene Ontology annotation, molecular function: guanyl-nucleotide exchange factor activity. NCBI's taxonomy places the organism in Eukaryota, Metazoa, Chordata, Actinopteri, Kurtiformes, Apogonidae. The record is from RefSeq and is a predicted model, not a curated record.
AUGUCUUCUUCUGUACCACCUUCUUUGGUGGACAGUGAGUCAGCGUGCCGGUUCUACAGCCAUCAGAUGAAGGGGAAGCACCUCGCCAUCAAAAAGAUGAAUGAGAUUCAAAAGAACAUUGACGGCUGGGAGGGGAAGGAUAUUGGACAGUGCUGUAACGAGUUCAUUAUGGAGGGAACUCUCACACGUGUUGGUGCUAAACAUGAACGGCACAUCUUCCUCUUUGAUGGCCUGAUGAUCUGCUGUAAAUCCAACCAUGGCCCGCCACGACUCCCUGGCGCCAGCUCCACUGCUGAGUAUCGCCUGAAGGAGAAGUUCUUUAUGCGCAAAGUUCAGAUCAACGACAAGGAUGAUAAGGAAGGCGAAUACCGCCACGCCUUUGAAAUCAUCCUGAAGGAUGGGAACAGCGUGGUGUUUGCUGCCAAGUCGGCAGAAGAGAAGAACGGCUGGAUGGCGGCGCUGAUCUCAUUGCAGUAUCGCAGCACGCUGGAGCGCAUGCUGGACUCAGCUCUACUACAGGAGGAGAAGGAAGAACAGAUGAGACUGCCGGGCCCCGAGUUAUACCGCUUUGCUGAACCAGACUCUGAAGAGAAUGUGGUGUUCGAGGAGAACGUCCAGUCCAAGUCCGGGAUCCCCAUCAUCAAAGCUGGGACAGUCCUGAAGCUGAUCGAGAGGCUCACCUUCCACAUGUAUGCAGAUCCAAACUUUGUCCGCACAUUUCUGACCACGUACAGAUCCUUCUGUAAACCUCAGGAGCUGCUGGACCUGCUGAUGGAACGGUUUGAGAUCCCGGAGCCUCGGCUGUCAGAGGUGGAUCAGAUGGAGGGUGGAGAGCAGCUGCUGAGCGCUGAACUUAAACGCUUUCGUAAGGAGUUUGUUCAGCCAGUUCAGCUCAGAGUGUUGAAUGUUUGUCGCCACUGGGUUGAACAUCACUUCUAUGAUUUUGAGAGAGAUGCUCACCUGCUGAGACGACUGGAGGAAUUCAUUGCUUCAGUCAGAGGUAAAGCGAUGAGGAAGUGGGUGGAGUCUAUCACUAAGAUCAUCCAGAGGAAGAAGCAGGUGCAGGUGAGUGUUCCCAGUCACAGCAUCACCUUCCAGAACUCUCCUCCACCCAUCGAGUGGCACAUCUGUAAACCUGGAAACAGCGAACAGUUUGACCUCAUGACGCUCCACCCCAUCGAGAUCGCACGGCAGCUCACCUUGCUGGAGUCUGACUUCUACAGGGCAGUACAGCCGUCUGAACUGGUGGGCAGUGUUUGGACCAAAGAGGACAAAGAGAUCCAUUCCCCAAACCUGCUGAGGAUGAUUCGCCACACCACCAACCUGACGCUGUGGUUUGAGAAGUGUAUUGUGGAGACGGAGAAUCUAGAGGAGCGUGUAGCUGUUGUGUCCCGGAUCAUUGAGAUCCUGCAGGUUUUUCAGGAUCUGAACAACUUUAAUGGAGUCCUGGAGGUGGUCAGCGCUAUGAACUCGUCCCCGGUCUACAGGCUGGAUCACACCUUUGAGCAAAUUCCAGGCCGUCAGAGGAAAAUCCUGGAAGAGGCUCAUGAGCUGAGUGAAGACCACUACAAGAAGUAUUUAGCCAAACUGCGUUCCAUCAACCCCCCCUGUGUGCCCUUCUUUGGGAUCUACCUGACCAACAUCCUGAAGACGGAGGAGGGAAACCCCGACUUCCUACGGAGACACGGAAAAGACCUGAUUAACUUCAGCAAGAGGAGGAAGGUGGCCGAGAUCACUGGGGAGAUCCAGCAGUAUCAGAACCAGCCCUACUGUCUGAGGGUGGAGAAUGACAUCCGGAAGUUCUUUGAGAACCUGAACCCAAUGGAGGACCAGUCGGAGAAGGAUUUUACUGAUUAUCUGUUCAACAAAUCUCUGGAGAUCGAACCUCGAAAUGCCCGUUCCUUACCACGAUUUGGGAAGCGGUACACCUGUCCUCUGAAGUCUCCGGGGAUCCGCCCCACCUCAGCACGACCAGGUACCAUGCGCCACCCGACGCCACUGCAAAAUGAACCGAGGAAGAUCAGCUACAGCCGCAUCCCUGACAGUGAGGCGGAGGGCGGAGCCGUGUCCGCACCCAAUUCCCCCCGCACGCCACUAACUCCACCCCCUGCCUCCGCCGCCUCGAGCACCACAGAUGUGGGCAGCGUAUUUGAUUCACCUCAAGGUCCCAGCAGCCCCUUCCAUUCAAGGUCAUCAUCUGUCUCAUCCAUGGUCAGUUUCAGUCGGGGGGAUGAUGUUCCGGUUCCUCCUCCUGUUCCUCCUCGCAGACGCCCAGAAUCAGCGCCGGCAGAGUCAUCCCCUUCCAAAAUGAUGUCACAGAUGAUUGACAGCCCCCCAGCUGUUCCUCCUCGUCAGCCUACCUGUAAGCUCCUCCCCCCACGUUAUUCAUCAUCGCUGUCAUCCUCAUCGCCCCCAGACUCACCACCCUCCCUCCCCCCUCGGGAACCUCUUAGUUCCCCCUCGCCCCUCCACCUGCUGCCCCCUCCUCAGGGCCGUCCUCAGGCCUUCUUCCCCCCCUCCUCAGGCCCUACCCCCUCUGCCACCCCUGCCCCCUCCACCUCAUCACCCCUUCCCCUUCCAUCCCCACCACUACCCCUCCUCCCGUUGGACGGCCCCCCUGUCCCUCCUCGACACGGCCCCCCAGUCCCAAAACUGCCUCCAAAGACCUAUAAGAGGGAGGCGCUGAGCCACACCCCCCUGCUGGACACGCCUCCUGCACUCUGA